UUUAUGCAAAAAACGCAAAUAUUACUUGAAAUGUUUUAAAAAAAUUCUUGAAUAUUUAUUUACCACACAACACUCUGGUGAGUUUUUGUAAAAGAUAUGGCAUCACUUCUUCAUUGCGCACAGCUGACGAUAUGUAUAUAUACGAACUUCUGCACCUCAUUCAUUCAGCCAAAAUACCUCGUUUAUAAACAAUACUGAAAAUGUUUGUGGACUGAAAUUUAAUACAAAAAAUAAAUUUAAUUCAAUCUAUAAAUUUAAUAAAGUAGAAUUAUGGAGGAUUUACGCAAACUCGAAUAUCUGUCACUGGUAUCGAAAAUUUGCACCGAACUCGAUAACCAUUUGGGAAUAAAUGAUAAAGACUUGGCGGAGUUUAUUAUCGAUCUGGAAGAAAAAAAUUCAACUCUAGAUAGUUUCCGUACCGCACUGCAUAGUAAUGGCGCAGAAUUUCCAGAUUCAUUUGUUGCCAGUUUGCAACGUAUAAUAAAACUAAUGAAACCCAGUAGUGACGAUGACUUCAGCGAUAAUGUAAAUGUAAAGAGUGGCAAAAAAGAGCAACUAACGCACAUGUUUCCGGGUUUAGCAUUACCAAAUGAUAAAUUUAGCAAAUAUGAUAGUGGAAACGAAAGUGAAAGUGAAAGUGAAGCUGAAGAAACUAAUACCGAAAGUAUCAAUGCUGAACCUGUUAAUAAUGAAGAUAAAGCUGUAGUGGAUGAUCUAAUGUCGGAACUUGAAGCACUAGCACCAAGUAACGACGAUAAACAAAGUGAGAGUAAGGAAAGAACAGAAGUAAAAUCUAGAUCAGAUAGACGUUCAAAAAGUCCACAUAGAAGCAGAAAACGCGAAAGAGAACGUAGUAAAGAACGAAAUCGGGAACGUAGUAAAGAACGGAAUCGGGAACGUAGUAAAGAACGAAAUCGGGAACGUAGUCGUGAUCGCCGUUCAUCUUCCAGAUCAAGGCAGCGUAUGGACCGUCGUUCGCGUUCAAGAUCCAGACAUCGUUCUGAUCGCCGUAGAAAGUCAAAUGAACGUCGGCAUCGGUCACGUUCACGCGAACGUAAUGAAAGAAAAAGAAGAUCGAGAUCAAAAUCUAGGGAGCGUACGAAGCGUCGCUCCCGUUCUAGAUCUCAUGAACGUAGUAGAAAACAUCGUUCUAGAUCGCGUUCCCAUGAACGCCGCCGUGACAGUAAAAGAGAACGAAAAGCAACGCCAACUCCAAUGCCUGACGACCCUGAGCCAGGCAAUAUUUACAGUGGUAAAGUUGAGAAUAUUGUUCCAUUCGGUUGCUUUGUACAACUGUUUGGUCUUCGCAAACGUUGGGAAGGUUUGGUGCAUAUAUCACAGUUGCGCUCAGAGGGACGGGUAACAGAUGUUACAGAAGUUGUGCACCGUAAUCAAACAGUUAAAGUAAAAGUAAUGUCCAUAACUGGACAAAAAGUUUCACUUUCAAUGAAAGAGGUUGAACAGGAAACGGGUAGGGAUUUAAAUCCACUUUCCCAUGCACCACCGCCAGAGCAGGAACAUAGGGACCGCAAUCCGGAUAGACCAUUUAGUAGUAGUACUUCCUUGCUUAAUUUAAAGGGCGGAAAUAUGGAUAACGAUGAAAACGAAUCGCGUAAGCGUGUCACUCGUAUAUCUAGUCCAGAACGUUGGGAAAUUAAACAAAUGAUAAGUUCUGGUGUGCUUGAUCGUAGUGAGUUACCCGAUUUUGAUGAGGAAACGGGGUUAUUGCCCAAAGAAGAAGACGACGAAGCUGAUAUAGAAAUUGAAAUUGUUGAAGAAGAACCACCAUUUUUAUCUGGUCACGGUCGUGCAUUGCAUGAUCUCUCACCUGUACGCAUAGUUAAGAAUCCAGAUGGUUCACUGGCACAAGCAGCUAUGAUGCAGUCAGCACUUUCUAAAGAACGUCGGGAACAAAAAAUGUUACAACGCGAACAAGAUAUGGAUGCGUUACCAGCUAGCUUAAACAAAAAUUGGAUUGAUCCUUUACCUGAAGAAGAUAGUCGUACAUUGGCAGCAAAUAUGCGUGGUAUUGGUGCUGCACCCAUGGAAGUACCAGAGUGGAAGAAACAUGUCAUUGGUGGCAAAAAGUCAUCCUUUGGUAAAAAAACUGAUAUGUCUUUAGUAGAACAACGUCAAUCACUUCCAAUUUAUAAAUUGCGAGAUGAUCUUAUUAAAGCGGUGUCUGAUAAUCAAAUUCUAAUUGUUAUCGGUGAAACGGGUUCAGGCAAAACAACUCAAAUUACUCAAUAUUUAGCUGAAUGUGGGUUCACAGCACGAGGAAAAAUCGGUUGUACACAACCUCGACGAGUUGCUGCUAUGUCCGUAGCAAAACGAGUGGCGGAAGAAUUUGGUUGCCGUUUGGGGCAGGAAGUUGGUUACACAAUACGUUUUGAAGACUGCACAAGCUCAGAAACUGCAAUAAAAUACAUGACAGAUGGUAUGUUAUUGCGAGAAUGUCUAAUGGAGUCUGACCUGAGAUCAUACUCGGUUAUAAUGUUGGAUGAGGCGCACGAACGUACCAUACAUACUGAUGUCUUAUUUGGAUUACUAAAGACUGCUGUACAAAAAAGACCGGAAUUAAAACUCAUUGUAACUUCUGCUACGUUAGAUGCUGUCAAAUUUUCACAGUACUUUUUCGAAGCACCCAUAUUUACUAUACCUGGUCGUACAUUCCCUGUUGAAGUACUAUAUACUAAAGAACCAGAAACGGAUUAUUUAGAUGCUUCAUUGAUUACUGUAAUGCAAAUACACUUACGUGAACCACCUGGAGAUAUACUACUCUUCUUGACGGGUCAAGAGGAAAUUGAUACUGCUUGUGAAAUACUCUAUGAACGAAUGAAAAGUUUAGGUCCUGAUGUGCCCGAGUUAAUAAUAUUACCAGUCUAUUCUGCCUUGCCUUCAGAAAUGCAAACACGUAUUUUUGAUCCGGCACCUGCGGGUAGUCGAAAAGUGGUUAUAGCCACAAAUAUCGCCGAAACAUCUCUGACGAUUGAUGGAAUAUUUUAUGUAGUUGAUCCCGGGUUUGUUAAACAAAAAGUCUACAAUUCAAAGACUGGUAUGGACUCAUUGGUAGUUACACCAAUUUCGCAGGCUGCUGCUAAACAAAGAGCUGGUCGCGCCGGGCGUACAGGACCUGGUAAAUGUUAUCGGUUAUAUACUGAACGUGCUUAUAGGGAUGAAAUGUUGCCAACCCCAGUACCAGAAAUUCAACGAACUAAUCUGGCUAUGACUGUGCUGCAACUUAAAACAAUGGGCAUAAAUGACCUUUUGCAUUUCGAUUUUAUGGAUGCGCCGCCUGUUGAGUCAUUAGUGAUGGCAUUGGAAAAUCUACACUCACUUUCGGCACUCGAUGAUGAAGGUUUACUAACACGUUUGGGAAGACGGAUGGCAGAAUUUCCUUUAGAGCCGAAUCUUUCGAAAAUGCUUAUUAUGUCUGUAGCUUUGCAAUGCUCCGAUGAGGUAUUAACUAUUGUCUCCAUGUUGAGUGUACAAAAUGUAUUUUACAGACCUAAGGAUAAACAAGCACUAGCAGAUCAGAAAAAAGCGAAAUUUAACCAAGCUGAAGGUGAUCAUUUAACGUUACUUGCGGUUUACAACAGCUGGAAAAACAAUAAAUUCUCCAAUGCAUGGUGCUAUGAAAAUUUUGUACAAAUACGCACACUGAAACGUUCACAAGAUGUUCGAAAGCAGCUGCUUGGUAUUAUGGAUCGACAUAAACUGGAUGUUGUAUCAGCGGGAAAAAAUUCUGUACGCAUACAAAAAGCAAUAUGUUCAGGUUUCUUUAGAAAUGCUGCGAAAAAAGAUCCCCAGGAAGGUUAUCGUACUCUGGUAGACUCUCAAGUUGUUUACAUACAUCCGUCAAGUGCUCUCUUUAAUCGACAACCGGAAUGGGUUAUAUAUCACGAGCUUGUACAAACUACUAAAGAGUACAUGCGAGAAGUAACCACCAUCGAUCCUAAAUGGUUGGUGGAAUUUGCACCAUCUUUCUUUAGGUUCUCUGACCCCACAAAAUUAAGUAAAUUCAAGAAAAAUCAACGUCUUGAACCUCUCUAUAAUAAAUAUGAGGAGCCAAAUGCUUGGCGUAUAUCCAGAGUUAGAAGGAGAAGAAAUUAAAAUCCAUAUAUCAUUUAUUAAUGAUAAAGAUUAUAUUUGCAUGUUCGUAUAAGUUUAAAUAAGAUUUAAUGUUAGAAAAAAUAUAAUAACUUUUUCUCAACGAUUUAAUUGUUAAUUAAUUGCAUUAUUUCUUUAAACAAUUAAAAUUAUAUAU
Teleopsis dalmanni is the source of this 4267-nucleotide messenger RNA. Its product is annotated as ATP-dependent RNA helicase DHX8-like. NCBI's taxonomy places the organism in Eukaryota, Metazoa, Arthropoda, Insecta, Diptera, Diopsidae. Bases 271 to 4113 code for a protein of 1280 amino acids. The transcript is spliced from 5 exons. Gene Ontology annotation, molecular function: RNA binding; ATP binding; RNA helicase activity. Gene Ontology annotation, cellular component: catalytic step 2 spliceosome; intracellular anatomical structure. Gene Ontology annotation, biological process: mRNA splicing, via spliceosome; spliceosomal complex disassembly. The record is from RefSeq and is a predicted model, not a curated record.